AUGUACCGCCGCCACACCGACAACGGAGAGGGCAGUAGCCGCCGGGAGAAUCCCCCUCGACGCCCUACCCGUAUCACAGUCGUCAUCCGAGACGAACCAGUUGACAGACCUCCUCCACACAUUGAGAGGGAAGAGAGGAGGCACCCGUGGCCCCCUCUCCGAUUCCCUCCCCCGAUGGUUAGAUGGGACCUACCAUCGAGACCCCUUCCGCCAGUCCCCCCUCCAAGGAGGGAAGGGCUCUGGGCCCGCGCCCAGGAGCUACUCGGCCGCAAUCGCCACUUCCUCGAUCGCAUCGACCGGGAGGUUGCUCUAGACCGGCUGGAGGCCCGUCAAGCCGAGCGUCGAGCUCAGCGAGCUCAACAAAACAGGCAGGAAGAGGAGGCUCGGCGGGAUAGGCACGAGCAGGAGAGGAGGCAGGAAAUGGGGGCCGAGAGGAGACGGGAAGAGCACCUAGAACAGGUGACUAGGAGAGACGAACGAAACCGCCAGCACGGCGGUAACGUACCGGCCGCCAGGGCCAAUUCCGUCGAAGCGCGCCGAACGCCCGUCAACAGACCCUUAGUUCCCCAGGUACUGGCACUAGUACCGGCAGCCCCAGUCGCCACAGCCACCACAGUCAACGCCGCCACGGCACCAGUCCCAGAGCCCAGUGUCGACGGCAACGACCUCGUUCCCUGUGCGGUUUGCACCGAGGAGUUUCCACGCUCCCAGGUCCUUACGACCUCCUGCGCCCCAGAUCCGCACCACUACUGUGGCCAAUGCCUCCAGUCGUUUUUCAGUAACGCCAUGGACGGCAACCCUGGAAACGAGGACCCUUCUCGGGAAGUCCGAGCGCGCAACGAGCGCUUCCGCCGGCUGCUCGGUGUCGAGAUGAUCAGGCAGUACAUUGCUCGUACUGAGCAGGUACGCAUGGAGAGGGAGCAUACGGGCACGCGGUGCUCGAACGUGGACUGUGGCUGGCUAGUCCCGGAGCGUUUCACGGGCGUCGAAGGUCGCACAGAGACCGAGAUCGUCUGCCACCACUGUCGACAGGUGACCUGCACCAUCUGUGAAGGUAGGGCGCACCGAGCCAGGUACCAAGAACGUUGUCCUGGCCACAGAAGAAGGACAGAGGAGCAGCAGCAGUCGGAGGAGCAGGCCGAUCGACAGUUCAGACAACUGAGGCGGGAUGAGGCCUGGCGGACCUGUCCAACCUGCGACAUGACCGUCGAGAGAGAUGGUGGCUGUAACCUGGUGAAGUGUAUCAAGUGUAAAACAUACUUCUGCUACCACUGCCUACUCAUUCACCCUAACGGGCAUGGUGAUGGACCACUGUGCGCCUGUCCCAUCUUCGACCUUCACGAGCCAGAGAGGCGGAUCCGUGAGAGACGGGCAGCUGCAUCGCCAGCACCAGCACCACCCGAUCCGGGCCGCCACCGUCAUCGCCAUCAUCGCCAUGACGACCACUUCCUCGACCACAUCCCCGAGGAUGAUGACUUUUUCCAUGGCGGUGACCACCGCGACAUUUUCGACAACGCCCCCGAGGAGCUCCUCAACCGCCCCAUCGAAUUGGAUAGCGACGACGACAUUGACGCUGAUGACCUUCGGUUCAUCCUCGAUGCUUUGACUAGACGUAGGAUGCCUUGA
Messenger RNA from Neurospora tetrasperma FGSC 2508, 1626 nucleotides. RefSeq lists its product as uncharacterized. Gene Ontology annotation, molecular function: zinc ion binding; ubiquitin protein ligase activity; ubiquitin conjugating enzyme binding. Bases 1 to 1626 code for a protein of 541 amino acids. Lineage: Eukaryota; Fungi; Ascomycota; Sordariomycetes; Sordariales; Sordariaceae. The record is from RefSeq and is a predicted model, not a curated record. The transcript has 5 exons. Gene Ontology annotation, cellular component: cytoplasm; ubiquitin ligase complex. Gene Ontology annotation, biological process: positive regulation of proteasomal ubiquitin-dependent protein catabolic process; ubiquitin-dependent protein catabolic process; protein polyubiquitination.